This is a messenger RNA of Cyprinodon tularosa, 10086 nucleotides long. RefSeq names its product NOVA alternative splicing regulator 2 (gene nova2). NCBI's taxonomy places the organism in Eukaryota, Metazoa, Chordata, Actinopteri, Cyprinodontiformes, Cyprinodontidae. Gene Ontology annotation, biological process: regulation of alternative mRNA splicing, via spliceosome; mRNA splicing, via spliceosome. Bases 755 to 2314 code for a protein of 519 amino acids. Gene Ontology annotation, cellular component: cytoplasm; nucleus. The transcript has 5 exons. The record is from RefSeq and is a predicted model, not a curated record. Gene Ontology annotation, molecular function: mRNA binding.
CCUCCAGCAGCCAGUCAGAGGAGGGAUGCUCUGAACGCAGGACUGCAGCAUCUUCACCGACUGAACAAAACGUCUCUUUCUCCGCGUCUGCUUCCAGCUCCGCGUCUCCGGACCCUCACCGCCCAGCGACACCCCGGGGUGUCUCUAUUAAACGCCUGGAGCCAGGACAGGACAAGGAGAGACAUAUUGCACUAAAAAAAAAAACAACACAGGAUUUUUAAAAAAUAUAUUUUAUCAUCACUCCGGCAGUUUUUCUUUUUUUUAUUUCCCAGUCUUCAGUUGAUUUUUUCCUCUUUGUUGUUUCUCUUUUUGUUGUUUUUCUUCAUUGUUCGCCAGGAGCGCCACCAUCCUGUUCUGCCGGACAUGAGAGCUGCUUACAGCGGAAUGAUUCACUUAUCCAACCCGCAUAUCUGAAGGUUGUUGGAAGAUAAAAAAAAAUAUUUUUUUUUUCUACAUUUUCCCGCAGGACAGCUAAUCUGCGGAGCUUUGGGAUUUUUUUUCUUCCUCUCCGUUUCUGAGACCAUCUUUCCUUCGCUGCGCAGCAUCUCUCUGUAGCGCAGAGAAAACGCGCAGCUCAACCUGCUCCCGUCCGUAAGAAAAAAGGCGUAUUUCCCCAUUCUUAAAGCGCUCUCGCUUUCACUCAGGGCUCAUCCGCACGGCUGCGCUGCGUAAAGAAAAGGAAAAAAAAAAAAACAAAAAAAACACGGGGAUUUAAGCGCAGACGCAGCUUAAGCAUCCAAGAGCGAUCUCGAAAAUGAUGGCCGGCGGAGCUGUACAGCAAAACGGCAUUUUCACAAAUCCUCACAAUCACAAUCAACAACCCCACAUGGAGUCCGACCCACCGGAUUCGCGUAAAAGACCACUGGAGACCCCGACGGAGGCCAGCAGCACCAAGCGCACAAACACGGGAGUGGCCUUCCUGCAGCCCAUAUUUGAAACUGAAGGGAUUGUAUACCCUGAACAAGAAACUGAGACUCAUGAGGAAGGCGAGUACUUCCUGAAGGUUUUGAUUCCCAGCUAUGCUGCUGGUUCCAUCAUCGGGAAGGGAGGCCAGACCAUCGUUCAGCUACAGAAAGAGACUGGAGCCACCAUCAAACUGUCAAAAUCCAAAGACUUCUACCCUGGCACGACAGAGCGGGUGUGUCUGAUUCAGGGGACGGUGGAGGCCCUGAACGGUGUGCAUGACUUUAUCGCUGAGAAGGUGAGGGAGAUGCCUCAGAGCACCCAGAAGACAGAACCAGUCAGCAUCCUGCAGCCUCAGACCACCGUCAACCCGGACCGCGUCAAACAGGCGAAGCUGAUUGUCCCCAACAGUACAGCUGGGCUUAUCAUUGGUAAAGGCGGCGCUACAGUCAAGGCAGUAAUGGAGCAGUCUGGAGCAUGGGUCCAACUAUCCCAGAAACCUGAGGGGAUCAACCUGCAGGAGCGUGUGGUCACCAUCAGUGGCGAGCCCGAGCAAAACCGUAAAGCUGUGGAGAUCAUCAUCCAGAAGAUUCAGGAAGAUCCACAGAGCUCCUCCUGCCUGAACAUCUCCUACUCAAACAUCACAGGGCCAGUGGCCAACUCUAAUCCCACUGGCUCUCCAUACGCCAACUCCACCGAGGUAAUGCCAGCAGCAGCGGCCGCUGCAGCAGCUACAGCCUCCUCUCUGCUUGGCCAGGCAGGCUUGGCAGGAGUUGGCGCCUUCCCAACCACCAUGUCCAGCUUCUCAGGCAACGACUUGCUCGCCAUCACCUCCGCUCUCAACACCUUGGCCAGUUAUGGUUACAACACCAACUCUCUUGGCCUGGGGCUGAAUCCCGCGGCCGCUUCAGGGGUUUUAGCUGCUGUAGCAGCUAAUGCCAACCCGGCAGCAGCUGCUGCAGCCAAUUUGUUAGCAUCAUAUGCUAGCGAUGCAUCUACCAGUGCAGCUCAUUCCGCCGCCAGUCUUGGAGGCCUCUCUCUGGGAUCAUUGGCUGCUGCUACGGGAGCCACUAAUGGUUACUUGAGUGCAGCAUCCCCACUUAUGGCGUCGUCUCUUCUGGCGACGGAGAAGAUGGCAGAAGGAGCAAAGGAAGUGGUUGAGAUUGCCGUCCCAGAAAACCUUGUUGGAGCCAUCUUGGGGAAAGGAGGGAAGACACUAGUGGAGUACCAGGAGCUGACCGGAGCCAGGAUCCAGAUCUCCAAGAAAGGCGAGUUCAUCCCAGGAACCCGGAACAGGAAGGUGACCAUCACGGGAUCCCAGGCGGCCACACAGGCUGCACAGUACCUGAUCAGCCAGCGAAUCACCUACGAGCAGGGGGUACGCGCCACCAACCCACAGAAGGUGGGCUAAACCUGACAGCCGAUGAGAAAUGAGGAGGAAAAGAGGAAAAAAAGGAAUGGGGGCUUGGGGGAGGAGAGUAAAAAAAAGUGAAAGGGAGAAUGGAAAAAGGAGAGGAGAGAACGAAUAUUGGAAGGAAUCGUUUGCGCCGUUUUCUUCUGCGUGUUUUCAGUAUUCUAUAUUAAAAAAAAAAAGUUUUUUGACUCAAAGCAAAAAUGUGCUGAGAAGACGAGGAGGGAGGAGAGCGAGUUCUUACGCUGAAAAACCAAGAAAAAAAUGUGUAAAAUGUAAAUAAGGUUUUAUUACUUAACGUCUUGACCUUUUGGGAAUUUUUAUUGUUUUGUUUUAUUGUUUUGUUUUGUUCAGUAAAUUAAGCUGUCUGUUUGUGUAUUGUGUGGACAGAGCUGAAUGCCAUUUAGACAGGCAGACUGCCUGAGAGGCUACAGAGUGCGGGGAGGGGGAGGGAUUAAGGUAUGGUGAGGUGGAGGGUUGGUGUUUACAGGGUACAACCCUCCUGAAUCCCACCGGGAUCCAAACCUUACCUAUCCCUUUCCCUCCAGCCCACAAACUGUACCCUCAAACAGGUUUUUCGUUUUUGUUGGAGGAAAUUUGCCCCCCGUCCAGCAGAACCCCACCCCCACCCCCCUUGCUUCACCCUUCCCCUUUUUAACAGUUUGAAAAAGAACAAGAUUGCAAACUUUAGCCGAGUGUGUAAGGAAAGAAAUGUCCUCGCAUCCGCCCACCUAACUCUGCAUAUAUCUUCGCCUCCCUCAUUGGGACAACGGCGAAGGAAAAAGAGGGUGAGGGCACUUCUUUAUUUCACAUGCACCCUACAACCUGCAGGUGUGUAAAGGCACACACCUUCCUCCAAAUGUGGCGCUAGUGUUUCAGCACAUCCUGCUGACAAGAUGUAGUGCGACGCCUUAACCUGCCAACUCCGGCAAACACACAGGCUCGUCAGCAUCUCUAUAGUCUCCUAUAGUAAUAAUACUAACGAUUAUAUUGUCUUAUUACGACAGGAAUUAUCACUAUUGUCGCUAUUUAUUAAUAAUAUCGCCCGGAUAGAGCGCAGUCUUCUUUUUUAAUCUGUGAAUUCAGGUUGACAUGAAUGUAAAUGAGACUAUUGUUUUGGUUUAAAUCUUUUGUUUUCAUGUAAGUGGACUGAAGAGGAAUAGUAAUGUCAAAUAGUGUAAUAUAUGUCUUAUUUAUGUCUAGUAAGGGAGCAGCCCCUGGCAGUAAGAUCCUUAGAGCGAUAUAUCCAGUCAAAGAGCAGAACAGGGAAUGCACACACUUACCAACACAUGCACACACGCAUGCACACGCUGAAAGGAAACAAUACAAUGCCGUAUUUGGUGCUACAAAAGGGAAUUCAUCAUAUCUUUGGAGCCAGUAAGAUUUCUAGUUUAGCAGGAACCACUCCCACCACAGACUGCAGUGCAGCUAUAGUAACCCUAAAUACCUGUUUAUCCUGCUCAGCUACUCCUUCUCAUGCUGCGAAAUAUCACUGCUGUAUGUAGCUGUAGUGAAAUGUUGCAGGCUACCUUCAGUGCAAAACUGCAACUAAAAACGAAUGAAGAUGAGCCGUUGAUUUUAGACUCAGUCUCGGUUGAACUGCUGCUUUUCAGCCUGUGGUCUUCCAACCCCCCUUAGUUUAACCUCCAACCCACAGACUAGAUCAAGAUAGAGCACUUAAGAUUAACAGCAUACUACUGAGAAAACACAACCGAUGAGUAGAAAACGAAAAACACUGAAAUGUUACGAGGGAGCGUCAUUUGUCUGGGGUACACUGCUAAAUCUGCCAGCCUUGCGUGCAGAUUUGCUCUUCAAAGGCAGCAUGCAUAUCAGUGAAAGAGAUGAAUAACCCCACCGAUACUCGCCCUUAUCAAGGAACCGUCCAACUGCCACAAGGUAAAGAGCAGAUUCGAAAUUUUCAACACACAUCCAGGGAGCAGAGCUCCUUAUCGUUUACUGCCCAAUGUAGACCCACAAGGCUGCUGAAGAUGCUGUUGUUUUAUUGUGUUGAAUAUAUUUUGUUUGUGUUUUUUUUUUUUUUUUUACAAUCGGAGUACACUGAAUUUGUUUUUGUCUUAAUGCACUGUGAAGCUAGAGAGCAGUUUCCCCGACCUACGAGGUCGGGGAUGUGUGCUGCAGAUGGCAUCAUGACUGGCAGGGAAAAAAACAAACAAAAAUCCACAUAUAUCAAAUAUAUGUAGAAUGCAUAUGAAGAACUUGAUGACAAAGCAUGUCGUAUCUGAAUUCUGAAGGCGUAGGAAGAGACUAGGUCGAUGAAAAAGAUCAAUCAGUUGAGGUUUAGGUCAGCUCCUUUCUCCUUGAGAUCAGAGGGCAGGGUGUUGGGGAAGAGUUGGGUUUCCAGCAGCAGGUUAAGAAGACUGGAUCAAAUUUUAUUUUUUUUAAAUGCAGCUCAGUGUUAUACAUCCAAUAGGCUAAUCCCUGGAAGAAUAAAAGGUCUGAACAAGAGUUCAGACAGAAUGUAAAAUGCUAAUAAUGAGGAGGGGGGUGUUUGAUUUUUCUUUUACCCAAAAAACGAGGUCAGGGAAAUUAAACUUCAUUUUUUUAGAUAAAAAAAAAAGAAAGGCAACAAUUGGAUCCCGAAUCAGACAUAUUGCUAUCGAAGGUCAUUCUCUGUUGGAGCGCCAGUGAGGGUUUAAUCUCCACAACUUGGUAAGGAGGCUUCUUUACUCCCAUCUAACACCAUCCACACUCUCCUCACCCCUCCCACUCGUCCUCAGUUUUCCAGUGCACUCCCAUUCUUACACCCCCUUCUCCUCCUAACACAUCGCUCCAUGGGUGACUAUGUCUGGUGUUUUCGAUCGAUGCAUGUCUGCUGCUUGCCCCAGCAAAUGCCUCAGAUUGAGUCUGUCCUCCUGUGGGCUGCAGAGGACCACCUCUAAGGAGGAAGUGAGAGCUGGCAGGACGCAGUGCAAGAAAACUGUCCACCUUAAAUCAACGCAUUUUUCUUUGUGACUCUCAAGACAAGUAUUGUUAAGUUGGAUUCCCAUAUUGCUAAAACACAUAUCAAGAGGUAGUAUUUGAAGUUUGUCAGGGGUUUGACUGGAUUUUGAUGGUAAAUAGUAUUGUAAAAAAGCGCGUAGGUGGAAUGUGCGCUCCCAUUCUACAUCGAACAUAUACUGUGCUUCAUUUGUCAAGCUAAGAUAGCUUGCUGGAACUUGUUUAUUCCGCCGUAGAAUCAAGUCACUUUAAGGCAUAUUUCUAAUUUUUAAAAGUCCAAGGCAGAUAAAUAAAAAAAAAACAUCUGUAAAACUUAGAGGUGAAAUAUGCAGAAAGCAUGCAUGCAGCACGGUAUAGUAUUGUUCAAGAAGGGAAGUGCUUUAACAGUAUAUAGACCUAAGAAGGCAUCGAUUAAUGUGAGAAGGAGUUAUAUUUCAUAUCAUUGAUCAAACUUUAAAAUAUUCUUUUAGCUAUCUCAACAUUAGGAGACUAAAAUGAAAAUGUGACAAGUACUGGAAGCAAUACUCGUUUCGGCAUAUCGUGUUGUCCCGUCCUCUGUCUGCCGUGUAGGAGCUUUUAGGUUUAGAUGUUGGAUAGGUUUACUGAUGUACAUCUCUUUUUUUUUUUUUAUUCGUGGAAAUGCUGCUAUUUAAUAAUAACUGAUGUACUAAGACGACAAGUUUAAAACAUAUCGGAACCUGUCCUUUAGCUGGAGCAGCUAGUUUUAGGGGGCAGUGUUAAAUACCGCUCUGGUAGAUGCUGACAAUAAGUUAAUUUUGUGCCAAAAUAUGUCUUGAAGGAGCUAAAACUCUUAACAUGUUAAGUCAAAACACUCAUUAGCUAAGAAGAGACCUCCUUUUAUAUUAAGAAAAUGUGAAAAGUGCCAAAUGAACCAUAUUUAUAGUAAGGGUGAGGUUCCCGUAGACGUUUUUAAGAAAUAGACGUAAAGACGAAGCACCUCAAUAUAUCUUUGCGUUAAAGUCCUAUUUUGUCCUUCCUGCUCAAGAAGGGGCCGCCAUGUCAGCGUUAGCCGAUCCUCUGGGAAAUGCACUCCCAGAAUGCAACAGCACUACAACUCUGGGGCUCGACUGAUCAAUAUAGCGAUAGGUUAGCAUCAUCAUGCUAAAGAAAAAUGUGACUAAGAUAGCAUUCUUAAAUACAACCUUUUAUAGUUACAUCAAAAAAUUAAAUGUAUUUUGUGGAAAUAGAUGUUAUCUUUUUUGCACGUCUAUAUUGCAUGAUAUCAAAGUGAAGCGUGAACAAAAAAAAGGUAAAAAAAAAAUCUAACAAAAACAAAUGAAUAAAAAAAUAGGCAGUGUGUGUUGUUGAUUUUCUGAAACAAAUCUCUGCAUGUCGAUAAGGGUAGAGCAUUUUGAUAUUGUUUCACAUGCGUUCAAACUGUUGUUAUUCCAUGCAGUUGCGUUAAACCUGCCAAAUGUCUGUGCUACAGGUUUGAUUUUGUCGUUACAAAAGAAAAGCCUUUUUUUUUUUUUUGUUUAAAUUGACUAAACCUUUGCAGGAGGGAUAUGAACAAAGCUCUUGAACUAUUUUUUUUUUUCGUUUGCGAGCUCGGAAUAAAACAUUUUUUAAGUGCACAUAAACAAAUCUAUAUAUUUCUUAGGAUUUAGUGUAAAAUCUAGACGGAGAUUGUUCACGAAUGUUCUCUUCAUUUCAUUAACUUCACUUUCUUUGACAACUCGUGCUGCAGGAGCUUUUCAUGUUUUUCUCUGUGGGUUUUUUUAUUCUAACAUUACUAACCUGUAGAUGCACUCUGUCGUGUGUUCUUUUAUACCCCCUCGCUUGAUCUCUGGCUUGUCUUGGCAUUGAUGCAUUUGGUUGAUCUGGAGCAUCUGAACCAACCAGUUAAACCAGUUCAGAAAUAAUCCAGGUACGCCGAGGUAGAAGGAGAUAAAACGUCCUUUUUGCCACCUGUUUAGGUCUUCCUCUGGUGAAGAACUCAGGAGGGUUUGUGUUUUUACUUGGGAUGCACUGAUCCGGUCAACGGAUCCUAAUGUUUUUUAUAUGAUCCCCCUUUCAAAGGUGAUGGCAGAGAUGCUUUAAGUAUGAUUGGAUGCCACAAAACAGUAACCUGCAUUUGCUUCCAUAAAAGCCUUGGAUUUAGUUGUGGGAUAAUAUCACAUUUUAACAGCAUAAUCACUAGAAUUACUAUCCCAAUACAGUAUUUAUUGGCAGUUAUUUUAAUACCUACUCAUAAGUUAGAAUUUUUUGAAUAUCCUCCAUUUGUUUCACCUCUCCUGUAUUUAAUUUACUUAGUUAAUUAACCCAACAUACUGUUGGGUUAAUCUGGCUGCCAGGAUUUGUGGUCUGGUGUAUUUCUAGCUUCCAAACCAUUAUUGUCUUAUUAUUGCUGCUGAUAAUUAUUUUUUAAUUCAGAAAAAUAUAUAUUUCAUUGACUGGGUUAAGAAAAAAACUUUAUUUGAACCAUCUGACUGGCAGUGUGCAGCAGUGGAAAAUCAGAGGAGAGCUCCAAGCAUUCUGUCAUCUCACCAGAAGAACUUUAAAGUGUGAUAACAGUAUGGUGGGAAAUUGAUUCAAAGUUUUCUAUCUAAGGAAAACCAGUUGAUUGCUUUGAGUCAUUGACUCGGAUGAAAUCCCUCACAUUAAGCAUGCUUGUAGCGACAGUGGAGAGGAAAAACUUAGGAAGAAACCUCCAGCAGAACCAGGUUUUAAGUGUGAGAGGCCAUCUGCCAAGGCCAACUGGGGUUCAGUCUACUAAACUAAGCUUAUAUGAAUUAAUUUGUGUCAUUUCAGUCCUUAAAGGAAAUCAGUAGCUGCCAUUAAAAGCCUGAUCAGUGCAUCUCUAGUUUACGUUAAAUACUAAAUCUAGGUUAUAUCCCCCCAAAAUGAACCGUUUUGGGAAGUUUCAAUCUAUGUUGAAUCCCAACACCUCUAUUAGCUUUUUUGACUUAAGCCUGAAUGUUUUAGGUAUUUCAUUUUCACUACCGACCCUCUCUGUUAUUUUUGUCAAUUUAGACAGUUUUGUAAUUGGGUCGGAACUGGAUCUUGGCCCUAACUCCCUAGGAAUAAUGUUCCCAUUUCUUGCUCUGAGUUAUAUGUUUGCACUAAACUCUCUGCUGACACUGUGCAAGGCAGGCCAAGCUGAGGUGGGGGUCAGAGUGUAAGACUACUGUAGAUUUUUAGCAUUGAUGUAGGUGUUUUGUGUGUUUAGAUGUGCAUGCUCCUUCUGUCCCUCUCUCUGGGUUUGUCCGCUAUAGAUCAGCUCUGUGCUCAUGGUGUCUUUGUUGAUAGCCAAUAAGUCAUUAUUUUCCCCAUGGUUUUAAUUUGACUGUGAUGUGUAGAUAAAUGCUAAUUUAACCGCUAACCUUGUUGAAAGGGGAGCUCAUUGCUUCUUCUAUUUCUAUGCCCCCCCCCGCCCCAACUUCACCUACCUCUAGGAACCUGCUCUCACUCACACUUAUCACCCUGACCCCCUUCAAACAACAUCCAGUGUUUUAAAAGACUUCCCUUCCUUAUCCCCCUUCCUCUUCUCCCAAAACUUGUUGCCCAUUGAAACACCAGCGACUGUAGACUGCAUUUGUCAUAUCACUGUUCUUCUGUUUCUUCUUCUCGCUCUUUUAAUUUACUUACUUCCCUGGUUUUGAUUUGUAUUGUAUGCUCUAACCCGAACCUGUUUUAACAAAAUGCCAUUUCUGUGUGUAGCCUGUUUACCCGUUUUCCACACACACACACAAAGUACACACUCCAUGCCCUCGUUUUGUGCACUUUCACUGCCCACUCUUCCUCCUCCUCCUCCUCCUCGCCCAAACAUACACUCACUGCACACACUUUCCUCCUCCGCCUCCCACGAGUCUCUUCUCUCGAGUGCCAAAAUAGAACAGAGAGGAAAACAAAAAUGACAACAGCGACUUCUACUACCAUUCCAAGCGUUUCUUUGAGUUGUUCUUGUGUCUUGGACAUCCAUCCUGGAAGCACCCAUGAAGCCAGCAUGCUCCGCCUUCAUAACAUGAUGUCGCUCAUGACGUCUCAACUGAACAGCACCUUGCCCCCCUACCACCACCACCUUCUCCUCCUCCUUCUCACCACCCCCCCUCACAGAGCUAAACCCGACAAGGAUUAACCCCUCUGCAGGUUGGCUACCUACCUACUGUCCUGCCUCUCAACCUAAAAAAAAAAACAAAAAAAAACAGCCCUACCGCUCAUGCCAGCUGCUUUCCUAAUUCUGUCAUUUCUUCAGCCUGUUGGACUCCAUUGAUUGUGUGCCAUGGUGUUGGGGGCACCUUUCACUCUCCUCACCUCCCUCCUCUCUCUGUAUCUCCGCCCCGUCCCCACCUCUUUUCUCUUACUUUUUCUGUAAUCCUCCCCCCUCCUCUCGCUCUCGCUCCAUUUGAUUUUUCUCAAUGGGAAAGAUUCAAAAACUCCAUUUUCUAAUGAUGAUUUUUUUGUUUCUGUUUGUCGUUUAACAUCCAAACCACGCACGCCGACACAUGCACCGCCCUCCGUGCAGUGGUGUGUGUGGGGAGUGUUUACGCACCGUCAGCUGCGCAGCCAUCCUCUGUCUUCUCGAACUUUUUGAACUUUCACCCCCUCAUGAACUUUAUUGACCUUCCUCCUCCUCCUCCCCCACUUCUGUGUUCAUCCAACUGUUUGGACGAUAACUCUCCAUUCCAUCCCCAAAACCUCUCUUGAGACUGUGCAAUGCUAGCUGAUGUGAUUGGAUUUUUUUCUUUUUUGUUUGUUUGUUUGUUGCUCAUCAUUGGGGACAUUUCUCUGAGAUACAAGUCUAAAAAAAUAAAUAAAUAAAUAAAAGAAGAAAAAAAAAAAUACAUGAAAGU